This is a messenger RNA of Serpula lacrymans var. lacrymans S7.9, 1945 nucleotides long. RefSeq lists its product as uncharacterized. Gene Ontology annotation, biological process: endocytosis; negative regulation of protein kinase activity; eisosome assembly. Bases 1 to 1683 code for a protein of 560 amino acids. The record is from RefSeq and is a predicted model, not a curated record. The transcript has 2 exons. Gene Ontology annotation, molecular function: lipid binding. Gene Ontology annotation, cellular component: eisosome filament; plasma membrane. Lineage: Eukaryota; Fungi; Basidiomycota; Agaricomycetes; Boletales; Serpulaceae.
AUGCCCGUCCCAGGUUUCCUUUCGUCCUUUGCAGACAAGGCCCAGUCCGCCAUAAACGCAACCCCGCUUGCAGGCCACAUCCCCCACACCUCUCCCCCUCCCCCCGCAGACCAAGCCCAUCCCCUGCCCCCCUCCUCCUCCUACAAAUCCCAUGCACUCGAGUCCCUCCAGCACCAAAUCCGCACUUUCGGUCAACAGUACAUCGCCACCUCCACCCUCCCCGUGCAACGCAUCAUCACCGUCCAAAAGGGCGUAGCUCUCUCUUUCGAUGCCCUUUCCCGCGACUCAAAGGCGCAGAGCAAGGAGCUUUAUACCUGGGGGCAGGGCGAGGACGCAGAUCUCAAGGACGUUUCUGACAGACUCGCCUAUCUCAAUUUUGUCCAGGGGUCUUUGGCUGGCACGUUGGCGAACAAGCUGGAUGCCGCGAGGACGCCGUUCAAGGCUUUGAGAGAUGCUGAGAACGCACUCGCACCCCGUCGCGCAGCGCGCCAGGGCCUUCAAAACCAGAUCGCGCGUACGGAGCAUGAUCAGCUCAAAGGCUCAGAACAGCGUCUCGCAGAGCUCAAACAACAGCUCUCCCGCGCAGAAGCCGCCGACGAGCAGCCCGAAAAAGACGUCGAGCUCCUCAAGAGAAAGGCUCUCCGCGAGAGCGAGUUGGCAAAGUGGGACGCCAUGCGCGAGUACGGCGAGAAAAUCGUCCUCCUCUCACAAGCCUCAAAAUCCAUCAUCGGCGCACUCCCCACUCUCCCUCCCUCCCCCUCCUCCCCCUACACCGCAGCUCCAUCCACAGCAGCAGCCCGCGCCUCCCUCCAACGCGCCCUCGACAAUUACAAAACGGGCCACAUCAACCUUCCCCCUCCCUCUCCCUCUCCCUCCUCCCACGGCGGUGGCUCAGAUAUCGACGGCGACACCCGCUCCUUUGGCGAGAGCCACGCCAACGAGCUCGACAGUCUCGCAUCCGAGUCGGACCACACCCAGCCUGGGAUCCCACUCACCCCGCCGCCGCCUCAGCCCAGGAGUGUCAGUGGGACGGAGCAGGGAGGAUCGGCGGAGGACGCAGAGAGGACGCGUUCCCCGCCUAUCAACCCGUCUGCGCUCAACAACGCCCCUGCGCUUCUCCCAGCUCCCAUCCCCUCUUCCUCUCCCAGCGCGUUCCCCUCUGCCCCUGGCCUUGUCGACACGUCUUCGUCGUCGUCCGCUCCAGCUCAGACGACGUCGCCGCUGACAAUCCCACCUCAGCCUACGAUCGCUGAGACGGGUGUCCCGUUGAGCGCGUCUUCUGCAUCAGGUCCUGGGCCUAAGAGUGGGUCGUUGAAGGAUGUGAGAGGGGCGAGGGAGGAUGCGGGGGUGAGGAGUGGGGGUGGCUAUGGUGGCUAUGGGCAGACUCCGAGUCCCCAGGCGGCGACGACGGAGGCUGCGCAUCCGACUGCAGAGGAGGAAAAGGCGAGGUUGGAGAGGGCUGAGAGGGAGCGCGUUGCUUCCUCGUCUGCCAAUGAGAGUGCUCCGACGACCGCGACGCCCGGGUAUGAGACUGCGGAAGAAGAGAAGAAACGGUUGGAGAAGGAGGAAAGGGAGAGGGUGCUUGCGGGCGGUGGUGCGAAUCAGAAUGUGAGUGCGAAUGAAGGAGAAGGGGCGAAGAAGGAGGAUGAGGAUGAGGAGCUGCCUGCGUAUCAGGAGAUGUGAGACUGUUUAUGACGCAAAGGAAGGAAGGAAGAUAGGACGAUCCUUACUGUACCACCACCUCAAUUCGCCACGACAGGCGAUCGGAUUUACCCCUAUAUUUUGCUUACAACAAUGCUGGGAUUUGGAUCUGGAGUGGAUUUGAUACGUGAUAUUUUACUGCGUUACUGAUUCUACUGAUUCUACUAUGUAUGUACAUUAAUGUCGGUUGGUUUGUCGAUCAACGGACCGUCAAUGCCAGUGGUCAUGAUUUUGUGACUUUGUA